AUGAACUCGAGGAGGGAUUUCCGCAGCCAUAGAGCUGCUUUAUUUGAUGGCAUUGAAGAAGGUGGGGUGAGAGCUCCAGAUUCUUCUCGUGAAAUUCAUGAGCAUGAGAAUGAUCAAGCUCUGGACAGUUUGCAUGAUAGGGUCAGCGUUCUCAAAAGAUUGACUGGCGAUAUACAUGAAGAAGUGGAGAAUCAUAACCGGAUGCUGGACAGAAUGGGUAAUGAUAUGGAUGCUUCGAGAGGAUUUCUUUCUGGGACGGUGGACAAGUUCAAGAUGGUUUUCGAGACGAAAUCGAGCCGCAGGAUGGCAACCAUGGUGGCAUCCUUCAUUGCUGUCUUCUUGCUCAUAUACUACCUUACCAGAGUGUUGGUUCUCAAAAGAAACGGAGCAUUGGUGGAUUUGGGGAUUGUGAGGUGA
This is a messenger RNA of Miscanthus lutarioriparius, 417 nucleotides long. Lineage: Eukaryota; Viridiplantae; Streptophyta; Magnoliopsida; Poales; Poaceae. The record is from the annotation of a GenBank genome assembly.